Molecule: messenger RNA, 611 nt
Organism: Lathyrus oleraceus (garden pea)
Lineage: Eukaryota; Viridiplantae; Streptophyta; Magnoliopsida; Fabales; Fabaceae
Product: blue copper protein 1a
Exons: 2
Coding region: 114-611 (165 amino acids)
Cellular component (GO): plasma membrane
Molecular function (GO): electron transfer activity
Source: RefSeq, a predicted model, not a curated record
AGUCAUUCCUUUGAUUGAGAUUUUAUUCUAGGAUUUUUUUUUUUGCCAACAUUCAUUUGUUACAACUAAUUUCCACACUUAGGAGACAGAUUUCAAACACAAAUUUUGAUCAAAUGGCUUCUUCUCGUUCAAUCUUGUUCCUUUCCAUUUCCAUGGUUUUGCUUUCCUCGGUUGCAAUGGCUACAGAUCAUAUUGUUGGUGAUGAUAAAGGCUGGACUGUUGAUUUCAAUUACACUCAAUGGGCUCAGCAAAUGGUUUUUCGUGUUGGUGACAAUCUUGUUUUCAACUAUAAUCCUUCUUUCCAUAAUGUAUUCAAAGUGAAUGGUACACUCUUUCAAAACUGCACUUUUCCGGCAGAAAACGAAGCACUUUCUACCGGAAAAGAUAUCAUUCCAUUGAAAACCGAAGGCAGAAAAUGGUAUGUUUGUGGAAAAGCUGAUCAUUGUGCUUCUCGUCAAAUGAAGUUUGUUAUCACCGUUCUAGCAGAAGGUGCACCUGCUCCUUCUACUCCUUCUCCUCCACCGUCUUCGGAUGCUCGUCGCCAUGUUGUAUCUUCUGUGUUUGGACUUGUCAUGGCAACCAUGAUUUCUAUUGUAGCCAUCUUUGCAUGA